GAAUUUGAAGCUUAGCAGAACACUUUAAAAGUCUGACUGUCAGAAUCACGAGUUUCUGUGGUACUCAGAGUGUGCAGAAAAUCAUCAUCAUGUAUCGUUCUGCGGUUUCUCGUUAUACCGUCAAAGUCGACGGUGAAAGCGAAGAUAAUAUUAAGGCUACAAGAAAUCCAUCCACAGAGGCAUCCGGAGACUGUCGCCAAGGGGAAAAAUGUUCUAGGAUGCGUGUCAAAAUGGAUCUCUCUUAGUUCUAAUAUUAGUCUACAACUACAACCUGGCGCUGGUGCUGCUGGGGAAGAUGCUCCUCCUUUUGAUGUUGACGCUGCAAAUGAAGUCUUGCGGUUGUUUUUAUCUCGGUAUCCUAAAAUCCUCACGCAAGGCGGUGACGAUCCUGAUUACGAAGCCGCAAAGAUUAAGGCUAGUGGUCAAUGAGUCAUGCUCGACUAGGCUAGAUGGAAGUCAAGCAUUAAUUCUGACACUGUGAUGUGGACUAUAAUUUUAAUACUGACUACUUUGAAACGUCCUAGGUAAAUCUCAUCAUACUGAGUGGGUUGCUUUUCUAGUCCUAAGGUCGUCAUCAACUUAAUGUACAACUAGCCACAGAAUGGAAAUUCACUCAGCGCAACUGCUGGGAAUAAUGAUUGACUACCUCAACCUCUAACAAGCAAAGUAAGAAAAAAACAGGUUCAUCUACUUCUUUCAAUCCGGAGGAUCACAAGAAACCGCAUUUGGCGCCUUAUUAUCCUUUGACGAGUUGUAACACGACAUACGAGGAUGCUGGGACGUGCAAUGGCUUGCUUAUGCAGGUUGAAAUGCACGCUCAGGUUGCAACAUUAAGGCUUCAAGAAAUCCAUCUUCGGUAGAGAUGCACGCUCAGGGUCAGGUUGCAAUAUUUAUUAUGGGUUCAAGAAAUUCGAAUAACAUCUGAGGUGGGUCCUUUACCGUUUCUGAAGGGCACGACCAUGAUGCUAUUUCUUGGAGGGGGAAAUAACGGGCACCUAGUUACUAGGUACAUGAACCACGACGCUUCACAAGAAUCCAUGGCGCACCUCCACGUUCUAGCUAUUGCACAAGAAAUAUAUUUGUCCUUAAACGUCUAACCCCGGUGUUGGCAGCCUUCGUCUUUGCUGCUUUAAUCGCUGAAUCGCCCUCACAGUUGUUCGAAGGAUCUCCGACGCCGCAGCAGAAAAGUGAACUGUUCUUAUGGGAGUUGGACUGUGAUGUCCUGCACGACGUAGCACUAUUACAACUAACACGAUUCAGUAACAGUACGUGAAAAUGUUGCUCUUUUUUUACAACUAUGUAUAACAGAGUAGUUUAUAGCACGCAUGGUGCAUGGAGUAGCAUGGAGUGCAUGGAGCGCAGAGCUUUAAGGGGCGCAAGAAGCUCCCCCUUUAGCUCCAUGCUACUCCAUGUGAUCCAUGCACUCCAUGCCAUGCGAGCCGUGAAACCUUAUCAAUUGCUCUGGUAUAAGUAGUGUCUUUUUUACAACUAUAUAAGUACUCCUUAAAACACUAAGAAGUACCUAAUGUUAACUUAUACAACUGUACGAAGUACUAGGUACAACUAACUCAUAGUAAGUAGACUCAUCGAGAUUGAGCGUUCUCUUCUUCAUGGUUAUUCUUGAAGAUUAGCAGAACCUUCCUCUAACCUUUCGAGUGAGCGAAAUGACGAUGAAUAUACUUGACCAGAUACGUGUCUUUUUCCUAGCGUCGAUACUCUUGUCGCUAGUUGUUUUACUGCUUUGCAUGCUCUGUUUACAGGAGUAUUUGACAACGCGUGCCGGAAAAAAAUAUUUCCGAGUGUGGUCUCCGACGUUGAAUAAUCAUUAAGGCUCCUUGUGCUACUUUUUUAUGAAGGCGAUGUGUCAUCGCAAUGAAUAUUACGUGAAAGGAAGGUUCUACUUGUGAUCGAGGAUGUGCUGUCGCAAGAGGACAUAGGGAUUGUUGUACGUAGUUUCUAGUUCUUUAGUACCGCUUCAUUCUUCCUGUAUCGACAACUGCAUACACUUUUCACGUGUCAUUCCCAUGUCCCCUCGCACUAGACAAUAUCUCACGAACAGGUAAAUGAAUGAGUGAAUGAUCAUGCUGAAUACCGUACCCCACACUGCACUUGAUAGCCCCUCGUCUAACCCCAAUGCAUCUGGAUGGUGAACACUUUGAUGGCCUUCCUGCUCACCGUUCCCCUUUACUUAAGGCCAGUUUUUCACUAUCCCACGUUGUAUGUUGAAGUACAACGGAUCGAUGUAUUUAUACUGCUAGAAGAAAUAUCUAAAAUUUUUUUUGAAAAAGUACUGCUCUAAUCUAAGUCUUGAAGUACUUCGGGUUUUCAGUGAUUUUCUUUCUGAUCGCUCCUAUGCCGCUUUACUGGAUCAAGCAGCUGUUCACGAUUCUCACAGCCUACACAGACCUAGCGAUUUUGUUAAACCACAUUGAGCUGGGGGUGAAAGUGGAUUUGCAGAUUAUGGAUAUUUGGCUCUUCAUCUACUUGCUGUUUCUUGAUAAUGACGGAUAAUAUUGGACUACUUCAUCUAGGGGUACAUUACGUAACCCUUUUUUUGAUUUUCAUGUCAUCUUCGUGGCACCUAGACGAUGUACCCCUGGCACUUCCAAAAGGGGUAGCAUCAACUUGCUAGAAGAAAUACCUCGAACAACUAAGUACUCAUUCCUUAGACUGAUUUCCUCCGUAUUAAUAAGAGAAGAUCCCAAUAUAAUUAAAAGCCUGAAGGUGUAGAAGUAAGUACUCGUCAUUAAUUCUGGCUCUCUUCUAACACAGACCCAACUGCACAGCCAGACGGAUGGUCGCAGUCAUUGAUGACGAGACACGUUUUCUCGAAAGCCUUUCAAGACAAACGGAAAGAGCAGCAACGAGACAAAGAAUGCUAUGGCCAGCUUUUAGUUUUAUUCAUCUUUCUCAGCUUAUGAACAGAAAGAGUGAUUGUUCCUGGUACGUACACUCAAGUGCUCAAUCCAUAUGUAAUCAGCCUCUCUUCGGUACCCUUAUUUGCCCAUGAAAUUUUGCUCCCAUAGAAGAAUACACGGGAAAAGGCGCUAUCGAGAUGAGAGGACCAAGACAGAUGAAUCAAGGCUGACUCUAAGCAUGGUGGCAGAAGCAUGGCUUUCGUGAAGACGCCUGCGAUAGAGAUGGAGUGUGCCGUUUUCGAGGUGGGGACUAAGUAGAAGAUCAUGCAACGGGACCUGGCUGUAGCACUUGAUGUAGUUCUUUGUGGCGCUGAUGUUCGCGGUCUUGUUUCUACGUACUUACAUUACCUAUAGUUAAAUUCAGUCAUUCAUGUUUUUAUGUUAGCCAUCGCCAUGUAUGCCUAUGCAUCUGGAAGCAGCAUUUCAAACUCGUCUGGGAAAUCUUAGGCAGCUCGCCGAAUAGAUUCAAUUCGUCAAAUCUUAGCUACAAG
Messenger RNA from Amoebophrya sp. A25, 3409 nucleotides. The record is from the annotation of a GenBank genome assembly. Lineage: Eukaryota; Dinophyceae; Syndiniales; Amoebophryaceae.